AUGGCAUUGGUUAAAAGAACUAAUGUUCAAUUUGGAGGGAUCUUGUUGUCCUUGGCAGGAUGGAUUCUCUCUUGUGUGACUACCUAUGUUCCCGUUUGGAAAAACCUCAACUUGGAGCUAAAUGAGUUAGAAAACUGGACUAUGGGACUGUGGCAAACCUGUGUGGUUCAAGAAGAAGGGCCUAUGCAAUGCAAGGAUUUUGAUUCUUUUCUGGCACUGUCUUCUGAGCUAAAGAUAUCAAGGAUCUUAAUGUGCUUAUCCAAUGGCUCAGGUUUGGUUGGGCUUCUGCUCUCAACUCUUGGCCUGGAAUGUGUGAGAAUUGGAAAAGAAAUUCAACCACAGAAAAACCGUCUCCUACUCUUUGGAGGCAUCAUGCUUUGGACUUCAGGAUUAAGUGCCCUAAUCCCUGUGUCCUGGGUGGCUUAUGAUACAGUCCAGCAAUUUUGGGAUGAGACCAUUCCAGACAUUGUCCCAAGGUGGGAGUUUGGGGAAGCCUUGUUCAUGGGCUGGUUUGGAGGAUUUUUCCUAAUACUCGGUGGCUCAAUACUUACUUCUUUAUACUGUUUUGCACGGGCAGACCAUGCACCUGUGUACUACACAACCACACCGCAGCACGAGAAAUGUCUUCACUUGGACUCCAAAUAUCCAGAUCUCACUAUAUGAAGCCCAAGAGCUUUAGGGAAAAAAAUAAAUAAAGUCAAACAAGGUAGAUUUACUAUAGGUAGGCUAUUAUU
Messenger RNA from Xenopus laevis (African clawed frog), 734 nucleotides. It is a transcript of the gene cldn22.S, whose product is annotated as claudin 22 S homeolog. Gene Ontology annotation, molecular function: structural molecule activity. Lineage: Eukaryota; Metazoa; Chordata; Amphibia; Anura; Pipidae. The coding region runs from base 1 to 663 and encodes 220 amino acids. Gene Ontology annotation, cellular component: plasma membrane; membrane; bicellular tight junction. The record is from RefSeq and is a predicted model, not a curated record. The transcript has a single exon.